CAACCGGGGGGCGGAGCAGAUGUGUCUGAAGGAGAGCAGCCUCGAUUGGUCAAGGUCGCUUCCGGACCGCCCAAUGGGAGGAGGGAAGCUGGCUCUGUGUCCAAUGUGCGGAGGUUUCCGGUGUGGAGAAGGCGCCCGGCAAGUUCGUUGUUUUGAGAGAGUCCCUGGGCUGCUUGGUGUCGCUGCUGUAGGGUGGACGCCGUCCCUCGGGGCGAACGCUGGCGUACGGGUUCUUCGUGAAUACCAGCGAUGUCCUAUAAACUGUGUAGCUCGGGGACCGUCUGUCAAUCAUCGACGCUCACGCCGGCGUUAGUACAAGAAGCUGCCGCCUAAGAGGGAGCGGACCCCGGCACAUGGCGCGGUGUGGGGGGGACGCUGUCUCGAAAGACACCAGCUGGGUCCCGGCAGCAGGCAGCGGGAGAGGGGUGUGGGAGCGGCAGAGGCUGAAGGAGAUGGUGGCUGAGCAGCUCCGUCAGGAUCUCGGCAGGCUUCUUAAAGAAGAAAUACAUGCAGAUGUCACUUUUUGUGUCGGUGAUACUCUAUUCAGAGCGCAUAAAGCAGUGCUUUUAGCAAGAGUUCCAGACUUCUUCUUAUACUGUACCGGAAAACAAUUAACUAAUCUGAAAGACCAUGAAACUUUUAAUUUGGAGAACUUUGAGCCCUCAGAAUUUAAAACAUUUCUGCAGGUUGUAUAUUCGUCUGAUAAAAACAUUAGGGAAAUCGAGGAAGAGACUCUGAGGAAAAGAGUACUGGAGCCCAGACAAACACAGGAAAAUGAAAGCCUUACAUCUGGUAGUCUUCAGAACACUCAAAUAUCAGGUGUAAAAUGCAUUGGAAGUGAUAAAACGUUUGUUAAUCAGCAUUUUCUGGACGGAGCCAUAGAAAGAGAAUUUGUUUGUUCACCUCAUACUGAAGAUGAAAUUCUAGAAGCCAGUCAUGCUGAAGGCAAUGUAACUAAGCCAGGUAAUUCUGAACUAGAAACCGCAUCUGGGUUAGGAGAAGACUUAAUGAUGCUCUACAAGAAAUGUUGUUGUCCAGAUAUUAAUAUUUGGAUAGAAGGCAACCAGUUUCAAGCUCACAGGGCCAUUUUAUGUGCCAGAUCUAGUUACUUUGCUGCUAUGCUGAGUGGAAGUUGGGCUGAAAGCUCCCAAGAGCACAUCACUCUUCAAGGCAUAAACCAUGUAGAAAUGAAUGUCCUAUUGUAUUUUAUAUAUGGAGGAAUGCUGGACUUCCCAAACAAAGCUGAUGCUGGUCGAAUACUCAGCGUUGCUGAUAUGUAUGGGCUAGACGGACUGAAAGAAGUAGCUAUCUAUAUUCUCAAAAGAGACUACUGCAAUUUUUUUCAAAAGCCUAUUCCUGGAAGGCAGCAACAUGUGCUAGAAUGCCUAGCUAUUGCUCAUUCAAUGGAAGUCGAGAACCUUUAUGCUGCUUGCAUGAAAUGGAUAGUAAAAUAUUUUGUGAAAUGUUGGUCAGAGAGGAGCUUUGCCAGUUUACCCACUGAACUUCAGAACAACUGUCUUACUGUGAUAAUUCAAUCUUUGAACCACAAGAAUGCAGCUUCUCUUUUGAUGGAAAGUGACCGGCUGCUCAGUAGUCUUCCCCAAGUGAAAUGGUCUGAAACGGCUAUGGCCUUGGCAUCUAGGCUUCAAGAAGAAUGCAUAACAUUUAUUGUAACAAAGUUCCCUCAUAUAAUAGAGAGUGAAAGUUUUCAUAUUUUCUUGCAGGCACAAGCAAUGAGCAGCAAACCUGAUCUUCUAGAACAAGUUUUAAAAGCAAUUGAGAAAAACAUUAGCAUUGGAAACAGUUGCUUUCUUCUUAUAGCUGUGGAUACUUUGUUGAGCUCCACAAGUGUGAAGGAAAUGGGUUUUACGUGCAAGAUCCAGGCUCUGCGUGAUAAGCUGUGGAUCUUCCUGGUUCAGUCUUUUUAUGCUGUUCGUCACACAGAAAGCUGGAAGCUGAUGAGACCAGAUCAUCAAGAGAAAAUACAAGCAGCUGCUUUUGACAAAGGGGAUGAUCGAAGACUUGGCAAAAAACCUGUAUUCACUAGUUCUCAGCUAAACAGACGCAUUACUGACUCUGUUGAUAUAAAGCACACUUCCUGGAAAGUAAAAGGCAAGAGUAAUUAUUGUGGCAGUUCCUUCACUAAUCAGGAUAAAAUGAAAUCUGAUGGAUUAGGAGCAUCUGGACAUACAUCAAGUACCAACAGAAACACUGCUAAUAAGACUUCAAAACAUGAUGACUUAAAGGGAAAAGAUAGUAAGAAAACAGUUUCCAAGAUUACAAAAGAUUCAAAAACUGGGGAAAAAGUUGCUUCACCAAAGGCUAGAGCUGUCAUAAAGUCAAAAAUAGAAGGUAAUGGAAAUGCUAAGGCUGAAAGCUUGAUUACCAAACAAGAUUCAGAGAAGUCAUCUGCAAGUGGGCAAAAAAAUUCUGGAAGUGGAAAAGGUGUAAAAAAUCAGGAGGGAAAAAGUUCAGGUGCCAGACCUAAAGUACUUACUGGAAGCCCAAGUGUGCAAAUGAAAACAAAGCCAUUGAAGAAAACCACAGGGAAAGAAUCACCCUCUCUAGUAACAGAGACUGACAACUUGCUGAAAGUUCCUAGCUCAAGUACCGAUUUACAGAUUUCCAAUGAACAACUAGGUGAACUCAAAGAGGAUAAACCAGUAGAUGAAGGAAAAAAACAUACCGCAAUGAAAACAAAGUCUGUUUUGAAGAUGACUAAUGGAGCCACCAACAAAAAAGCUAGUGAACUUGAGACUGACGUUACAACAAAUAGUGUGACAAAAAAACCCACUGGGAAAGGAUACAAUGAACAAAGUCCACAAACAGUUUUGAAGAAAAAGGGAAAUGUGAGUGGCAAUUCUGCAGCUCAGCAGAAGACAAAGAAUGUACCAGCUAAUGUUGCUAAAAACCAAGGACCACAAGGAGAUUCACAAAAUUCAUUAAAAUCUGGAAUGUCUCUGAAACAAAAUGAAGGAAAAAACAUGAUGCAAAAUUUGUCUCAGACAACACUUUCAGAAAAACAACCUUCAUCUAAGAAAAAGAGUAUUAAACAGUCACAAACAUCUGCAGUUAAAGCCAUUGCAAAAAUAACAACACCCAAAAAUCAGACGCAUUCAAAGAAAGCUGAGACUAUAAACAGUAAAGACCCAAAACAGAAAAUAGUUACUGGGCAGCCUAUAUCAAAAACUCAAUCUUCAACACAAAGACAUUCAAGAAGUGAAUCUCCUGAUGUCCAGAAAAACGUGCAUAGUCCUGAACAGAAAAUUUCAGAACAGACACUUGAACAUACAUCUGCUGCUCUUGCAAUUCAGCCACACGGCAAUAACAAAUGCAGCCCUGCAAAACAAAGUAAGUGUGAAAAAUCUAUGACAGAGUGUAGCACAGGAGACCUACUCAUGGAAUCAGGGCAACCUGAUCCAAGAAAAUUAUUGGAUCCUCUUGAAAAUGGGGAAUACAAAGUAGAAACCAAACCUUUUUGUACUCAAGUUAGAGGACAAAAUGUUGCUAAGCUGAAUAUUUCAAUGCAAAAUGAAAUGGAAUCAAAACAGGUUUGUGAAGAUGAAAUUGAAAUUGCAUAUCUGGUAGAUAAAAAGAAUGAUGAUGGUAAUACCACUGAAUUUAAUUGUUAUACAGAGCCUAGUAGAAAUGCAUACUCAGUCAUUUGCAAGAAUACUGGCCAAAAACUCCCUACUUCAGUUUCAGAAGAAAGAUUGAAAAAGUGCAAAACUGUUUGUGAUUCAGCUCAGAAAUACUUGGGAUAUUCAGGAAACAGCAGUGAUACCUUAAACGCUGAAAUGGGCAUUAGUUAUGGAGAAGAUCAUUUACCCAGCAAUGCCUCUAAUUCAGAACAAGAUGAAAGAAAAUCGUCUAAGACUCAUGUAAAGGGAUUUGCAAGUGCUGGUCAAUUGUCUGAUAAAUCAGCCUUGACCGAAUACAGGUCUGCUAUAGUAGACUCAGAUGCUGCUUCAAAAUGUUUCACAGGACACGUUACAGAAAAAUGUUCACCUAAAGAUAUGGAUACUACAGAAACACCAGAAAGCCAUGAAAAUUCAGAAACUCCCUUUGUGGAUCGUUGGAAUUUGAGUACAAGUGUGUUGGAUCCAAAAGAGAGUCCUGAAUCUGAUACCGGCAGUGCAACAACAUCUUCUGAUGAUAUCAAACCGAGAUCAGAAGACUAUGAUGCUGGAGGCUCACAGGAUGAUGAAGGAUCAAAUGAGAGAGGGAUUUCUAAAUGUAGCACUAUGUUGUGCCAUGAUUUUCUUGGAAGAAGCAGCAGUGAUACAAGUACACCUGAAGAACUAAAAAUCUAUGACAGUAGUCUAAGAAUAGAAGUGAAAAUGAAAAAAGAGGGUUCAGAUCUUUUUCGUGUUAAUUCAACAAGUGAUGAUGAGAUACCAAGAAAAAGACCAGAAGUGUGGUCACAUCAAGGUGUAUUAAGGAUCAAUACUAGGGAAAAUGAAAACACUACUUUUGGUAGCACACAAUUUACUCAGGAGGCAGACCAAGUUUCCUCUUCUGCAGAUGAAACGGAAGAUGAAAAAUCUGAAGCAGAAAAUGUAGUAGAAAGCUUUCCUCAAUCUAACCCUCCUACUCAGCCAUUCCAAGGAAUUGUUAAUUUAGCUUUCGAAGAUGCAACAGAGAAUGAUAUUGAAAGUCAAGAAUUUUCUACAAAUAAAAAAUUUAAGCGAUCCGUUUUACUUUCAGUAGACGAAUGUGAAGAGUUGGGAUCUGAUGAUGGAGAUGGUCAUGCUCUCCUUCGGCAUUCCAUAGAUUCCCCUACUCCUUCUGAUGUUUUUGAUAGUGUAUCUCAGGAGCAUCAUGAAAAGACUUAUUAUUCAAGGUAUUCGUUGGAGACUGAAGAUGGAUUCCUGGAGUGCAAACAGCAAGAAAAGGAUAGAAGUGAGAGAUUAGAUAAAAGAGAGCACUUUUUUCUAGAUCCUCAUAGUACAGAAAUCAAAGGAAAAGAUAAUCAGGGUGCUUCAGUGACAGAACAAAAUUGCCCAGAGAAAGUACUGUCAGUAGCAGAUAGUCAGUGUUCAAUAGAAGAGCAAAAGGUAAAUAGUAAGAAUGAAGAGAUUAAUGAAAUUCAACAGUGCAAUAAACUUUCAGACAAUGACACGAAGUCUCAAGAAAGACCAUGUCAUUUGGACCUUCAUCAAAGAGAUACUAAUUGUGACAUGCAAAAGAAGAGUUCUGUAAAACCCUGUAAGAAUCAGUUACUGACUCUGGAAGGUCAAGUGAGAGAGUGUCAGCGAGCACCUACUGAAUACACUAAUACUGAUUUACCUGCAGGGGACAUAGAUGAUUGUGACGUAUUGGCACAAACCUGCAUGUAUGAGCAUCGACCUUCAAAAACCCUUUCUCCAAUAUAUGAGAUGGAUGUUGGAGAAGCUAUUGAGCAAAGGAUGGAGUCAGAAAGGGACAUUCCAGAUGUGGAUUUUGAAGAUGAGCAAUUUGCAGAACAGGACUGGACUCUUCUCAGGCAAUUGUUAUCUGAGCAGGACUCAAACAUUGAUUUCAAAAACUCUGUUCCUGAAGACCUUAACUUAGCACAAUAUCUUAUCAAUCAGACACUACUUCUGGCACGAGAUGGUUCAAAGCCUCAGGGUAAAUCACACAUUGAUACUUUCAGUAGAUGGACUGAACUAAUGUCGCCACUGGAUGAUUCUUCAGCAAGUAUCACAGUGGCGAGCUUUUCCUCUGAAGAUUGUUCUUCUCCUCAAGGGGAAUGGACAAUUCUUGAACUGGAAACCCAUCAUUAAAGUGAUCAAGUGUUUGAAAAUGGACUCCAACCCCUACCCCAAAUCUAUUUUUUGAUGCAUUGUUUCCAUACAAUAAUGAAAUACUGCAUCAGUUAAGAACAGCCAAUUCUUGAUACUGAGGCAAUGUUUCCAAUAUAUUGAGGUAAAUACUGUUAAUUUAUAACCCAGCUUUAGUCACAAAUAGAAUAAUUUUUCAAAGCUGAAAUAGAUGUUUUUCUAAAAUCAACUUUGAGCAUGUAUUUUCUAGAAUUGUUAGAAAAAUUAGAUGACUUGCAAGAAAAAUCUUGGUUUAAACUCCAUCUUCCAUCCUCUUUCUGUCGUUUGUUAAUAUAUUCUUUACUGAGCAUGGAUUUUAACAUGUGACUGCACAAGAAGUAGCACUUUUUUUUCGUUUUUGCUCUUCAUACCGUGAUUUUUCAACAAUAAAAGAUUGAGCAUUUGUGUUGAAAGGUGUUGUGUUCCAACAGUACUUUAAAUGUUAGAAAUUUAUAUUUGCAUUUACAGAAUGUAAAAAGUUUUGGACUCUAUUUACAUAAGCUGCUUGUUCAGUUUGUUUCCACCAGAUUGAUUUUGUAUAUUUUUUGUUUGAGUUGAAAAUUUUCAAAAAUUGUUUUUAAAUUGUCAUUUAUUUAAAUACAAGACUGCAGAGGUAGUGUAAGAAUGGUAGAUCCUCUCUUGGGAACAUAAAUAUAUCCCCUUACUUCAGUAAAUAAUGGCCUGGUGUAUGAAUCAGAAUGCUAAGCCUGUUCUGAAAUACUGUGUCUAUCAGCUCAAAAAGUAGAUUCAGUCUGAAGUUUUAGCAGUGGCACUCUUGCCUUCUUCACUUUAAAAGUCCAUGUUUGAAGUGGAAUUUUAGUUGUGCUACAACUCAAGAUACUUUUGUGCCUCUCCCCUACUGUCUAAUUCAUAACUAGUUUAUUGGGGUUUUCAAAAUCCCUGUGCGACUUCUAUCUUUGUGAGAGUAUUAGGGUUUUUGCUGUCUCUCUUUUUAAUCUCAUAAUGCCUCUAAAAAUUUCCUUAUGGAGGCCCAGUGUCUCAUCCUCUUGAUUAAGGAAAACCAAGACGGAAAUGCUUCUCACCAUGUCUGCUCUGCUCAUUCUGCUGCUAAAGAAGGUGGCAGUUAAAUGACAUGAGCAGGGGUUUUUGUUGUUGUUUUUGGGAAUGGGAGUUAAUAAGGGGGAUACUUUCCAGGUGAAGGAUAUUGAACCAUAUUCCUCACCGCAUUUCAAGAAAGAUGUGGAGAAAUUGGAGAGGGUCCAGAGAAGAGCAACAAGAAUGAUUAAAGGUCUUGAGAACAUGACCUAUGAAGGAAGGCUGAAGGAAUUGGGUUUGUUUAGUUUGGAAAAGAGAAGACUGAGAGGGGACAUGAUAGCAGUUUUCAGGUAUCUAAAAGGGUGUCAUCAGGAGGAGGGAGAAAACUUGUUCACCUUAGCCUCCAAUGAUAGAACAAGAAGCAAUGAGCUUAAACUGCAGCAAGGGAGAUUUAGGUUGGACAUUAGGAAAAAGUUCCUAACUGUCAGGGUAGUUAAACACUGGAAUAGAUUGCCUAGGGAAGUUGUGGAAUCUCCAUCUCUGGAGAUAUUUAAGAGUAGGUUAGAUAAAUGUCUAUUAGGGAUGGUCUAGACAAUAUUUGGUCCUGCCAUGAGGGCAGGGGACUGGACUCGAUGACCUCUCGAGGUCCCUUCCAGUCCUGGAGUCUGAGUCUAUGCCAUACUGAGGCAAAACGCAGCAAUAAGGAUGGUCUUAUGUAAACUAUACAAUAUUGCUUCUGCAGAGCCCCUCCUGUUAAUGACCAACAGGAGAUGUGCCUUCAAAUGGGAGUGCUACACUGCAGUAACAAAUUACUAAAAUGGUGGUUUAAAAAAAAGACUUUUUUUUACCAAAAGCUUAACUUGCACUGGUUAUAGCCAAGGAUAAUACAGGCGGGUUUUUUGCCAACUUUUGCACAAUUCCACCAAUGCACCUUAAUCCUGGUCUGCAGGCAUUCCUGUUAUCUUAAUCCUAUGCUGUUUAUAAGCAGAGACUGACAGGAGUCUUGAAUUGUGAAGUCGCUUUGAGAUGUGGCUAAGCAGUGACUGCUAAACUAACUUUCACUUUUGACCUAAUCAGCAUAUUGAUCUCAGAACUCAUGACUUGGAAAGGCUGCUACACACUGACUUUAGUGUCUGUCAAUACAAUCAACAUUUUAUUGAAGCAGAAUUAUAAAUUGACAGAGGAAGAAUUUUUUUUUCUUUUUUCUUUUUUUUUAAAUACAGGUUAAAGGAAAGACCUCAAUCUCCCCUUCAUGCGUGUGCCAUGAUACUUAGAAGGGAGUUCAGUCUUGGCUGCGUGCCCAUCCCCAGCUUUCUUAUAGAGGAUCCUCCCCAAGGGUUCCUGUGAGGAGGCUAGGGGCAUCAGUUGGACUCCGGGAUAUCCUGCCCUAAACCACAAAGGAAGCAGCAUAAAUUAAUACAGCCUGAGUUUGUGCAAGCUCAGCAUCUUAUAUGCUGUAGGCUGUAUUUGCUACAUUAUCCACAUUUGGUGGACGGGGGAGUGGAGAUUGCUGCAGCUGGGGGAACUCCCAAAAGCAAAUCUCCUCCAAGAUCAGGAGAGAGACCCCAUUUACCUCCUCCAGUUCCGAGAGGAGCACAGAUACUGGAGCAUCUGUGGGAUAAGGGAAAGCCACCAUUGUCUUCUAUAGAGGGGUUCAAAGAACUCAAAAUAGAGAUGAAACUCAGGUUUCUCACCCCAGCAUGGUUAUUCCUAUGUAGGAGACAAUAAGGACCAUGGAAGGUAUAAAAUAAAAACAUUUAAUGAACUCUAAAUUGAUGAAGACACAAGAGGGUAUUAAUUUUUACACAAAGUAAUAUAGAAGAAGAGAAGGUAAAAGAUCAGGCGAGUAGACAGAGAAUGAAAGAGAGAGAUCCUUCUGCGCUCUCUCCCCUUUCCUUUAUAUUUUCUUGUUUUCUUCAAGUGCAGCUCAUAACUGAAAAGUGACUGUGAAAAAUGUGUUUCCCUGUUUGUGUGUCUGACUCACAGAUCAAAUAUGUUUAAGUUACAGUUAAAAUGACGUGGGUUUUUUGUUUUGUUUUCUUCUGAAUACCAGCUCUCAUUUUUCAGGCUAGAAUUUGAAAGUCAACCUGUGUUGUUUUCUCAGGUCCUCAGUGAUGUAGGUACAACAUCUUCAGUGGAUUGGAACAGGUGUAACUAAGUGGAAUUCAGUAAAAAUUUUGUCAAUGCACAAUAAAUAAUAGAAUCCAUCUCUCUCUCAGCCAUGUUGGCUCUGCAAAGCCAACAGGAAUAAAAAGUAGUAAUAUUAUUCAUUAUCUGUAUUGCUAAAGUGCCUAGGAGCCCUAGUCAAGGACCAGGACCCCAUUGUGCUAGGUAUUAUACAAACACAGAACUAAAAGAUAGUCUGUACCCCAAAGAACUUACAAUCUAAGUAAGACAAAAGAUUGAUAUAGACAGGGGAAUAAAAGAAAAUGAUGAGAGCCGAUAAACUUCUGUCUCUGUGACAGGAGAAGGAGGGAGAGAAUUGGAGGAGAAAGAGGAAAGGGAAGGUAAACCAAGGGGAUGGGGAAAGUCACGUAUUUUGUCAACUUUUUCUUGGAAGAACAUACUGCACUGAGCAGAACUGAAGACAAAAAAAAAAUACAGGAAUUCAGGGCAAGUGGCUCUGUAACAAAGCUGGUGGUGACUACACGGGACUAGAGGUGGGAAAUGGGCUUUUAAAAUGACAUCCAUUAUGACUAGAAGCUUUUAUCUCUUGCAGAAAUUUUGUAACUGUUUUCAUGAAUCUAUUGUUGAUGACAAGCUGUGGUGGAGGAUUCUACAGCAGAAUUAGAAACACUGCUGUUUUACCUGCAAAAAAUUCUAUACCUAUUUCAGUUAGUAUCCAGACUCUGGCCACGGGGUGUAUUUCAGGGAGCUGAACUCAGUGCACUGGUAAAUGAACUACUUUAGAGAAAUCAUCAACUUAAAAACUAAAAACAAACAAAAAACCCACUUCCAUCUGAAUUUUUUUUUCCUACUGUUAUUGCCUGUGAUUGCUAAUAACUGAAAGAGCCUGGAACACAAAGUACAACUCUCUUUAUCUUUCAUUUGAGAGCCCUCUGUAUACUUUCAAUUUCACAGUUUCCUCUGUGAAGUCAGGCCACAAUCUUGCAAACAUUUAAGCACGUGCCUGUGUUUGAACUACUCAUAUGAGUGGAGUUAGGCACAUGAAGUAUUUGCAUGAUUGGGCCCUUAGUCAUUUCUCCGUGUUUUUCUUUCACCUGUUGUGUACAAGAAUUGCACAAACAUGUUUUAAACUUCAUGAAGUGUUUGUAAAAUCUCAAAAAUUGGCAGGGGAACUCAAAAGUGGGUGUAAUACCUGAAACUGUUUUUAAUUACCAAUAGGAUCCUGAUUGGACUCUCUGGGUGCCAUAAAUCAGGGGUAGGCAACCUAUGGCAAGGGUGCCGAAGGCAGCACGCAAACUGGUUUUCAGUGGCACUGCCAAGGUCCUGGCCACCAGUCCGGGCUCUGCAUUUUAAUUUAAUUUUAAAUGAAGCUGCUUAAACAUUUUAAAAGCAUUAUUUACUUUACAUACAACAAUAGUUUAGGUAUAUAUUAUAGACGUAUAGAAAGAGACCUUCUAAAAACAUUAAAAUGUAUUACUGGCACAUGAAACCUUAAAUUAGAGUGAAUAAAUGAAGAUUCGGCACAGCACUUCUGAAAGGUUGCCGGCCUCUGGUAUAAAUACUUAAUAAUAUUAAUAAUAAUGGAGCUAUAUGCUGUUCUCUUGCUCUCCCUAGUUACUGCACAGACAUUCCCAGGUAAGAAAUCUGCCUCAACGUGUGAUCCUAUUGGUACUUCAAUUGUAAAUUCAGUGCUAUAAGAAAUGUAACUUCAAGGCAGGUGGGAAGCUUGAAUUACAGCAAGCAUAGAAAUGUUUUCAGAUUCUAUUUCCAUUCCACUUUAAAAUAUAAAUACAAUCUUGCAGCUCUUGGGGAAGAAAAAAUACUCAGACCUCAAUUAUUCAAGGGUUUUGUAUUAUGCCUGGUAAGAUGGUUAAUUUUGAUAUAAGUGGUCAAAAUAGUUUGUGUUAACUUAAAAAGAAAAAGUCUGAAAGGGAAGGAAAUAUGUGCAUAGUCUAUUCAGUAAGUUUGAGAUAAUGGGUCACAUGUACCUCUUGGUGCCUAAAGUUUAGGCAUCCAUCUCCAUAUUUAGGCAUCUGAGUGGCCUUUUUUUUUUUUUUUUUUUUUUUCCCCCCCCCAGAAAUUUUGAGCCUUCACAGCUCCCAUUAAAAAAUCUGGCCAUUUUUAUGUGCCUACAUAUGGAGAUGGAUGUCUAACUUCAGGCAUCCAAAAUGAAACUUUUAGCCAGUAUUGCUUCAAAUUUUUGUUUCACUUUCACUAUGAUUCAUUCUAUAACGCUGAGUUUGCAAAAGCUGUGCCUGAGCGCUGUUUAAUGUAUUAUAUCAUGUCAAGACUCCAGCCCUCUAGUGCCCUUUCAGUGUUUUAUAUUGGUAGGGCAAAUAUAUGAUUGUCAGACUUGUGCUAAAUAUUUAAUAAGAUCCAUUUUGUUUGUUUAUAAAGCUGAGAGUAGUAUGGUAUUCUGACUCAGUACAAUAUCAUCAGUGUACAUAACACUGAUAUGUCAGGGACAAGCUAAUGUGUACAUCGGAUCCAAUGUAGCAGUGUAAAAUCUCUAUAUAGUUUAUAUUUCAUACAAUCUUAAAAUAACUAUCAAUUAACCAGCAAUCAUAUCAUGCUCAGACCCCAUAAAUUACUUACGUGGCAGACAGACUCAUCUGAGUGUCAGACCUUCCUAUCUUCCACUAAUUGAUCUACCUUUUUUUUUUUUUUUUUUUUUUUUAACUGUAGAAUAGAAAACUUUAAUCCCCAUUUUCUGGACUGUCAUGCUCCAGAUCCUAGGAUGUAUUAUGAGAGAAGGUAUAGUUUCACUUCCAGCAAUCCAUGGCUUUAGGAUCCUAAAAUAUUUGCUCACCCAGUGGUUUAGAGUUGUUUGUUUUUUAAGCUAUUGAACUGAAAACUUGCAUGUUUUCUACCCGUUUAUUUUUUAAACGUUUAGCCCACAUUGUGAUCUUAGGGAUAAGUAACUAUCUGCAUCUCCAAAUGAUGAAUAGUGAACAUGCACUUCUAUUUCUAAAAUUGCUGUACAGUUGCUUAGUCCUACAAGCCUUCUCCAUUUAUGUAUAAAAUGGAAAAUAAUAAACCCUGUAUGUAACUGAAA
This is a messenger RNA of Gopherus flavomarginatus (Mexican gopher tortoise), 11979 nucleotides long. RefSeq names its product BTB domain containing 8 (gene BTBD8). Gene Ontology annotation, molecular function: protein binding. NCBI's taxonomy places the organism in Eukaryota, Metazoa, Chordata, Testudines, Testudinidae. The record is from RefSeq and is a predicted model, not a curated record. The coding region runs from base 354 to 5765 and encodes 1803 amino acids. The transcript is spliced from 18 exons.